CUCUCCGCCCCCUCUCAACCACACUAGCGGCCAGUACUUGCCCUUGCUUCCACAAGUACCCUCUCGGUACCGUAACAAAGCGGACGUGCCCUUGUGCACGGCGGCCGACGCGACCCUCUAAUGGCCAUACAGCAGGCCGCGUAGAACUCUCCCACCCCCUCUCUCGCCGCGGAGAUGCUGAGCGGCGCCACCAGUCAGGCCAGGCCGAGGCUGAGCCGCCUCUUCCUCGCGCCGGCUACCACAACGGCACCACUACUACCAGCACCACUAGUACCGACGUUGAUGUGGAACGCGGGCGGCCGCCGACUGAGGUCCACGUCGUCCCUGCAGGGCUUCUCCGAAUUGGCUCGAGAGCGCUCCAAGACCGUGACGUCGUUUUAUAACCAGUCUGCCAUUGACGUUUCCGCGGAGAAGGCUUCAGUGCGACUCACCUUAGCAACUUUGCUGUACGCAGGCAAGUCACCGGACGGACAUCACAUUCUGAGCAGCGCCAAGUACCUGCAUAAGGAGCUCCCUGUGCGGAUCGCUCACCGCAUCAAAGGCUUUCGGAGCCUGCCCUUCAUCAUUGGAUGCAACCCAACCAUCCUCCAAGUGCACGAACUCUACAUCAGAGCAUACCACAUGCUCAGCGACUUUCCUACUAUCAAGGAUCAGGACGUUGAGGCUCGCUUCUGCAAGCUGGUGCAGCAGCUGCUGGACGACCACAAGGACGUGGUCACCAUGUUAGCUCAGGGAUUCCGGGAAUGUCGCAAGCAUAUUCAGGAUGAGACGAUACUGCGCAACUUCCUGGACACAACGCUGUGCUCUCGCCUGGGAAUUCGUAUGUUGGCCACGCACCACCUCGCUCUGCAUGAAGACAACGCUGACUUUGUGGGCAUCAUCUGCAGACGUUUGUCCCCAAAGAAGAUCAUUGAGAAGUGGGUUGACUUUGCUAGGCGUCUGUGCGAGCAUCAGUACGGCAACUCUCCCAGAGUUCGCAUCAAUGGCCACGUGGCAGCACGCUUCCCCUUCAUACCGCUGCCGCUUGACUAUAUCUUGCCCGAGCUGCUUAAAAAUGCCAUGAGGGCGACCAUGGAGAGCCACUUGGAUACGCCUUACAACGUACCCGACGUGGUGGUCACCAUCGCCAACAACGACAUGGACUUUGUCAUUAGGAUUUCAGACCGCGGCGGCGGAAUCCCGCAUGGGAUCAUCGACAAGGUGAUGGAUUACCACUUCAGUACAGCCGAGGAGAGCGCGCAGGACCCUCGCAUGAGCAAUUUGUUUAACAACAUCACCAACAGCGGCAACCAGUCCGGACCCAUGCACGGGUUUGGCUUCGGGCUGCCGACGUCACGCGCGUACGCCGAGUACCUCGGUGGCUCUCUGUCCAUUCAAUCCAUGCAGGGCAUCGGCACCGACAUCUACCUGCGACUGCGCCACAUCGACGGCAAGGGCGAAAGCUUCCGUGUGUAAAUCGCCUUCGCUGCCAUUCCUUCAAUUUUUUUCUUUUUUUGCCUCCUUUCUUUUUCUGUUUUUUGCCUUAGACUGAUUAUAAGCUAUGUUAGCUCUCAAAUUGCGGACUUGUCUCAUGUUUUCAAUUAUCGGGACAAACUGUGCAUGAUGGCAUUAAAGAAAGUUACUGGUUAUGAAGACACUCCAGCAAGGAUGAAAGAUGAAGGAUCAUCACAGCUGCCAAAAUAGUAUAUAAAAGAACACGUUCUUCAUUUUUGGAUUGGUAGAAUGUUGUUUGUUUUUGGGGAAAGAGUAUUGCCUUUUUCACCGCAAUGUUCCUCCCUUUGGUUCUUGUUGCCUUUAGUUGCUUUUUGUACUGUAAGUAACUUUUGCUAUGUUAGUAAGUACUGUUUUGUCCUUUUUUUAUUUUUAUUUUUUAAACUCAUUGGUCACCAUUGACAGCAAUAGACUUGAGAGGGUGGCACCGAACGAACAUUCAUUCAUUCGCUGCCACCUUCCAAGAUCAAAUGGUUUGGACGUGUACGAGUGAUAAACUUGUUUAACAUCAUCAAUGGCACUGAAAGAGUUAACUUUUUCCAGGAAUUUUGGAAACUCAUCCUUUUAGUUGGCCAACACAAGUCUUGAAUAGAAAAAUGUGAUGUCUCCAAUUAUUUUGACAAUUUCCGGUGCUGUUGAGACAAUCUUGACAUUAUUCAGACAUUUUUUAACGGACACUUCCAAGUUUGUAUGGUUACAUUUUUGUGUAAAUAUGUAGUUGUAAUGCAUGUGGGACUUAGAACAGCUCAAGGAAAAUUGUUAAAGGCGAGUGAGUGCGCCAUCUGCUGGUGGAGAAAACCCAGCUGACUGAAAAAAAAUACAUUGACUUGCGAACAUGUAGGUUGCAGACGUCAUGACUGUACAUUUUCCCCGUUAGAGAAAUAGCAAUUAUUUCCAGCAAAAGUGUGGAUCACGACUGUUUCAUUUACUAUUUUGCUAACAGUUUUUUUUCCUUGUUUCACCACAUUAAAAUUUGUGUUCUAA
This is a messenger RNA of Corythoichthys intestinalis (scribbled pipefish), 2475 nucleotides long. RefSeq names its product branched chain ketoacid dehydrogenase kinase (gene bckdk). Gene Ontology annotation, biological process: protein phosphorylation; regulation of glucose metabolic process. The coding region runs from base 175 to 1455 and encodes 426 amino acids. The transcript has 11 exons. Gene Ontology annotation, molecular function: pyruvate dehydrogenase (acetyl-transferring) kinase activity. Gene Ontology annotation, cellular component: mitochondrion. The record is from RefSeq and is a predicted model, not a curated record. Lineage: Eukaryota; Metazoa; Chordata; Actinopteri; Syngnathiformes; Syngnathidae.